Solenopsis invicta (red fire ant) is the source of this 5102-nucleotide messenger RNA. RefSeq names its product organic cation transporter 1. Gene Ontology annotation, molecular function: transmembrane transporter activity. NCBI's taxonomy places the organism in Eukaryota, Metazoa, Arthropoda, Insecta, Hymenoptera, Formicidae. The coding region runs from base 2838 to 4694 and encodes 618 amino acids. The transcript is spliced from 10 exons. Gene Ontology annotation, biological process: transmembrane transport. The record is from RefSeq and is a predicted model, not a curated record. Gene Ontology annotation, cellular component: membrane.
ACGGACCCCUUGCAUCUACAUGGUAGCCUCAGUUCCAUUUCGCGAUGGAGGCUACUUGCUCCUUCUGGCACUAGGUAGUUGUGCGUUUCUUAUCAGGGAGUGAGACGUACAGAGCGUGAGCGAAACAAAGAAAGACAGGGUGAGAAAAAAGAGGAACUCGAGGGAGAAGGGUAAGCGACAUAUAGAAAGGAGCGAUAAUAAGAAAGAGAAAAAAAGAGAAAGAGGGAAGUCGAGCGAGAGUCGAAGAAGACACUGCUAGAAAGUAAACUGAGAACGCAAAAAGGGGGGGGGGAUAACGAGAGAAGAAGAUAGAAAAACAAAUGAUAGAGAUAAAAGGGGUGCGAGCCCAACGAACGACGUUCUAAAACAUUUCCUCGAAAAGGCAUCAGGAAAUCUGCAAUCCGUCCCAGAUUUUAGGGAUAUCGUCUUCUCGCGCCUCUUCUCCCGCUGGGCGUCCCGCAUCGGUGGUGCGCGCGGGGGAUGACGACUCGCGCGGUGGCCGAUCCAAGACGAGCGUCGUGAAGCCGCGUUAUUUCGUAACGCAAAUCGCGCUUAAUACACAUCGUCAUGGCAGAACGGAGGUGACCGGAUGCUGGGCGGUGCAGUGAUUCGAUUGAUUCGCUGAAGAGUGUUCGUGGCUUCCACCGAACUUCCGAGUGCCGCGUUAAGUGAGCGUACGUGUGCGUGCGUGGGUGCGUGCAUACGUUUGUGUCUCUCGCUGCGUGAACAUACGUACAUACGUACUUGCGUGCUUGCGAGCGAGCGCUGAUCGGGGGCUUAUACAGUGACGCCUUGGGCGCUCUUGUGUGUACGUGCGGGUUCGCCAAGGAAGGCAAAAGCGAUCCACGAGUCCCUCAGCUGGUCACCGAGGUGGUCCACCCAAGUGAGAGUGCAUCGUCAUCGUCCUCGUCAUCAGCCCCCAUCUACGCGCUGUCGCAUUUCAAUCAGCGCAGCGCAGAGGAAGCGGCGGCCGGACGCGCGCGUUUCAUCGAGCUUUCUUUGAUCCUUCGGUAGGAAGCGGUAGGAAGCCGCUGAGCGUGAGAUCGAUAUCGAAAGAGGGAGAGAGGGAGAGAGAGAGAGAAGAACGGAGAAGCAGCGAAGCGGACGAGACUGCAGCGACGGCGGCGAUUCUCGAUCGGUCGAGAGAGGAGGUGGAGAGACUCCGACGAAGAUGAUGUUCGGGAGGAUUAGAAGAGAGAAGGUCUUCUCCGGCAAUGGCUGAUCGUCGUGGCCGCGAUGUCCGCGGCGUAUGAGCCGCUCUAUCGCGAGGACGACGAACGUCAACGCUGCCCGCAACAGCCGGAUCCACGCGGGAUCUACGCGCUCGUGAUCGCGAUCGUGACGUAGUGGGCGGACGCGGUGCGUGAACGAGGAUGAAGGGACGGUCCCUCGAGCCGCGAAACGAGGAGCCGCUGCGUUGUCGCGAGUGAGCCGCGAGCGGUGUCGAGGAGUGUUCAAUUGCGGCGAGCUACGUCAAGUGCAGGAGAACGCGUGUUCGUUAAUAAACGCAUGCAUGCUAACAAAAAGAGAGAGAGAGAGAAACGGCGAGUCAAUCGGACACUUCCGUAAACAGGAGUGAAUGAUCACCGCAACGAGUGAAUCGAAUCUUGAGUGAAAGAAGUUUGCGUAAUCGAUUCGUAGGAUUUAAAUCGCGAGAGUGCGCUUUCGAUGACACUCGAGACUGCUCUCGUCAGGAUCGUUCGAGAUAAUCCCUUAUUACCGCGAUAAGACGUGGUGAACAGUCACAAAGCGAUCAUCCUCACGGGAGGGUUGCCGAAAAGCAGAGACUAACUCGAUCCUCUUGAGACAGUGGUGAGAGCGCCAUCAUCCAGGCCAGGAGCAAGUGGAAAAGGGUCGAUUGGGAUCAGACUCCACUCAACCAAUCACUUUCCUUCCUUUCAUCUUCGAGUCGUCGCGAUUGAGGAUUAGACCGAUCGACGUUCGCGAUUGACUUGAUAUGCUUUCGGUGAGCUCUCGAACGACAGAGCAGCUUUGUUGGUGUUGAUCAGAAUUGAUAAGAUUCGUGCGAGAUGAGACAUGAAGUGCAACGUGUUCAUUGCAGCCAGAUCGGCAUCUCGGAUCCAGUCGACCGCGACUCGUUAGAUUCAACGGUAAUGGUGAUCUUGGUGGUACCGUGCGCGACCUUGAGCCCAGUAUAUCCAGUGGUGAGACGCGCGUUGUAGCACGCGCCCGAAUCGUGGAAAGCCCGUCGUUCUCGAAAAAGUUCAAUUCGGUACGCUCGGGGAUACAUCGGAAGGAGCAGCGGGACAGCAGGAGGACGAGGGGGCGGACGAGGAGGACGAGGAGAAAAAAGAGGAAGAGGAGAAGGAGGAGGAGGAGGGGGCGGGGGUGGAGGAGACGAGGGAGGGUAGGCAGCACCAAGGAGGAGGAAAUUUCCUCCGUACGCGGUCUCGGACGAAGGGGGCGAGAAACGUGCGUUUGUAAUUCGGCGUGGCUGCCUUCGAGGAUGAGCGACGGUGGUCAUGCCGUGUAAUUCGAAGGUGUACCACGCCACCGUCGCAUCGUGCACGAUCGCCGCCGCCGCCGUCGUCUCUGUGGUGGUCGUCGUCCACAUCGUCGUGGUCAAACUGUUGAGACACGACAGAAUCACGGCAUCGCCGAAAAGAUGAGCUCGAUCGACUUCGACGAGGUGCUGGUACAUGUGGGCGAGAAGGGCCGAUACCAGAACAUCAUGUACUACUUGUUGUGCAUACCCGCCACCCUGCCGGCCGCCUUCUUGGCCUUCUCACAAACUCGCGAUUUCGAGAUAGGUGUUCGUGAGUGCCUCGCCAGAGCACUGGUGCAAGGUACCGGAAUUGGAAAAUCUGACGGAUCUGAUGUCGUUGGAGGAGAGGAAGGCGCUCUCAUUACCCUACCAGAUCAAGUCCGAUGGCAGAAGGGUUUAUUCCAAGUGUCAGAUGUACAACGUGAAUUAUACGGAGAUAAUUGAUUCGUGGCUCAAAGGCGCCGAUCUGUCCAACACCACCGACAGCCCGUCAUUGACCACGUCUCCGUCGUUUGACUCACUGUCGACCCGAUUGCCAUCGCCGCCGGUCAGUAGCCCCGACUGGCCGGUCGUCGAGUGCCGGUACGGAUGGAACUACGACACCAGGGACUACGACAGCACCCUCGUGACCGAGCUAGACCUGGUAUGUGACAACAGCUGGUGGCCUUCCACGUCAACGACAUUCUUUUACGUGGGUAGCCUCUUCGGCAACGUCGUGUUCGGUUGGAUCGCCGACAAAUGGGGCAGAAGGACGGCCUUCUUCGCCAUCCUGUUUCUCGAAGUGAUAUUCUCCAUCGCUACGAGCUUCAGUCCAAACUACGUGAUCUACACGGCGUUGAGGACCGUGAAUGGUCUCUUUUUUCCUGCCAUUUAUCAGAUACCUUUUAUACUUGCUCUCGAAUUAAUGGGGCCGAGAUACCGAACAUUUGCUGGGAUGGUGAUCUGCAUGUUCUUCGCCUCGGCGAUGUCCCUUCUAGCAUUGCUGGGUUACUUGUUAAGACACUGGUAUACCCUGUCGUUAGCCACAUCGGUGCCUUUCAUUCUUCUCUUCAGUUACUAUUGGAUCAUCCCUGAAUCACCGCGGUGGCUUCUCAGUAAGAAUAGAAUAGACGAGGCGGAAGUGAUCGUCCAACAGAUGGCAAAAGUCAACGGCAAAACAGUGCCCCCAAACUUCCUCAGAAAGAUGGAGAUAGAAAUAUUAAAGAGGCAAGGGAUAUCGUGUAACGGUAGAAAUACCGACAGCAACAUCGGCGUGGAGGGCGAGAACAGAACGCCGCCGCCGUCCGCGACGCCCAUGGACCUGAUCACAAAUCCAAACAUCAGGAAGAAGUUCUUCAUUCUCGCUUUCGAUUGGGUGGCGAACGCGGUGGUGUACAACGGGCUAUCCUACAACACGACUAAUCUGGGUGUCUCCGAUUAUCUGGCCUUCUUCAUUGGAGGAAUUGUGGAGAUUCCAUCGUAUUUCAUUACGUGGUACGCAAUGGAUAGAUUAGGCAGGCGAUGGGUACUAUGCGUGACCAUGAUGCUGGGUGGGCUUGCUUGCGUGUCUUGCAUGUUCGUGCCCGAAGACGCGGUCUGGGUGACCGUAAGCCUGGCGAUGAUCGGCAAAUUCGGCAUCGCUGCGUCCUUCGCCGUCUUCUACGUCUUCGUCGGCGAGCUGCUGCCGACUGUACUAAGGUCUCAGGCGAUGGGCAUAGCGUCUUUCAUCGCCGGCAUCGGCCUCCUUACCUUCCCCUACAUCGUUCAUUUGGCGGUCUACUCGAGAGUCUUACCUCUGAUCGUGAUGGGAUCGCUGAGCGUCGCCGGCGCGCUCACUUCCGUAUUUCUGCCGGAAACGCUCAAUAUCCAUCUGCCGCAAACAGUCGAGGAGGGUGAGAUGUUCGGGGCUGAUUUCAAGUUGUGGUCCUGUCCGACGAUACCAAAGAAAGGUUCAAGCAAAACCGAGUCCGUGCCGUUGAGGUACUUAGUAAACGGCGGACCGGGUAGUCGCUCUACCUCGAAAGUCACGCCGCAGGAAGGCGCGACUACGUCGGAGGGCGAGAAGCCAGCUACCGUGCUGCCCUCGAAGGAAGAAGAGGCGAAGAACUUAAGCGCAUCUAAGACGGAGGAGCUGACGAAUGUCGAGGUCGUCGGGCCAAAGACGAUCAGCACAGUGGUGGAAGUGAUCGUGUGCCGGAAGUCGCAAUGAGAGACGGGACGGGAUAACAGACAGUCUUAUAAUUAACUCUUUACAACGUUGUAUCAUAAUUACCAGUAUAGACACGCAUUGUAUUUAUUUUUCCAUUUAUUAUAAUGUACUUCCUUUGUGAAACCUGCCUGAGUUUGUCGACUAGCAAACGAUUCGAUCCCUGUCUCUUUCUUUCUGUGCUGUUGAAGAGUGCUUUCAAUUAUCGUCGAGGUGUGUGCCUGUACAUUGCGUGUGACUGAUAUACGCGUGUGAAUCGAGGAUUAACGUCUGGGAUCUACGAGGACUCUAGAGUGUAACGCUAUACUUUUUUAUUUGUUCGAUUAGACGUCGAUUUUACAUUUUGUCCUUACGUUAAGAAAGUCUUGUUGUGAUUUCAGUUAGCUUAAAUAAAAUACCUUAAUAUCUAUU